This is a messenger RNA of Fraxinus pennsylvanica, 318 nucleotides long. The record is from the annotation of a GenBank genome assembly. NCBI's taxonomy places the organism in Eukaryota, Viridiplantae, Streptophyta, Magnoliopsida, Lamiales, Oleaceae.
AUGUGUAUUUGUCCCACAGAUUGGAUACCAUCACAAAAUCUUCAAGUUUCUUCGCAAAAACGACCUAAGCGGUCUGGGGUUCGCAUACACAACCUCGCAAGAAGGAAGCAACGCAAAGAGAAGAUUGACAAGGAUAUGAAGCUUCAGAACUUGAAGCUUUACAUGGAGAAUAUAAGUAUAAUAGAAGAAAAUGAAAAGUUGAGGAAAAAGGCUACUCUUCUGCAUCAAGAAAAUCUUGCCUUAAUGUCUGAGUUUCAAAACAGAUUUUCUAAGCAUGAUCUUUUUAAUAAGGAUGAGUCGAAGAACACCAUGCAUUGA